This is a messenger RNA of Dentiscutata erythropus, 138 nucleotides long. Lineage: Eukaryota; Fungi; Glomeromycota; Glomeromycetes; Diversisporales; Gigasporaceae. The record is from the annotation of a GenBank genome assembly.
GAUAAAAAAAAACAGUCAUUUUUGUAUCACGAGUUACAAGCAGGCACAGCUCCCUUACAAGACCCUUUUUGUGCAGCGCACCUUUUUCAAAGCCUCUUUAGCAUACAUCUUACUAGUAGGUUCACCAAUAAUAUCAAG